Molecule: messenger RNA, 2234 nt
Organism: Lemur catta (Ring-tailed lemur)
Lineage: Eukaryota; Metazoa; Chordata; Mammalia; Primates; Lemuridae
Product: major histocompatibility complex class I-related gene protein
Exons: 7
Coding region: 610-1413 (267 amino acids)
Biological process (GO): immune response
Cellular component (GO): external side of plasma membrane
Source: RefSeq, a predicted model, not a curated record
UACCCAGUUGGUUCUCAAAAGGAUCAACAGGGAACUGUCAGUAGCUUCCCAUAGCUGCUAGCCUCUGGACGCCCAUCUAGUUAAAAGAAUCCAGAAAGAGGAGGACCUUAGGGGGGAUGAUGGUGCUCCUGUUCCCUGUCAUCGUUGCAUUAACGGUGAAGCACAGCGAUGCCCGUUAACGGGAACACAAUUUAGGACUAUAAAGUGGCCACUGCACCUGGUGGAAGAGCGGUUUUGUUGUGCCGUUCAGGCUCUCCAGCAAUGUCUAUCAGAAGCUGAUGGGACGGGGCAGCAAAUGCCCCUUGAGAAGAACGUGGCUGGCCUGAACAGAAGAUCAAUUUUUAAAGUAUAGAUUUCAGCUCCGUAAUGAGCAAAUGCUGAUCACCUGUUCAUGGAAAAGGAGAGAGAAACCUAAUUUCAUAGUUACUGGAGCAAGAAGAGAAUCAGAAAAUUAGAUCGAAAGGGACUCACUCUCUGAGAUAUUUCCGCCUGGGCGUUUCAGAUCCUGGCCAGGGGGUACCUGAGUUCAUUUCAGUUGGCUACGUGGACUCUCACCCUAUCACCACGUAUAACAGCGUCACUCGGCAGAAGGAGCCAAAGGCCCCAUGGAUGGCAGAGAACCUCGCGCCCGAUCACUGGGAGAGGUACACGCAGCUGCUGAGGGGCUGGCAGCACACGUCCCUGGUGGAACUGAAGAACCUGCAGAGGCACUACAACCACUCAGGGCUUCACACUUACCAGAGAAUGAUCGGCUGUGAGAUGCUGGAGGACGGAAGCGCCACGGGAUUUCUCCAGUACGCAUAUGACGGACAGGAUUUCCUAGUCUUCAAUAAAGACACCCUCUCCUGGAUAGCUGUAGAUAACGUGGCCCACAUCACCAAGCAGGCGUGGGAGGCCAAUCGGCAUGAGUUACAGUAUCAAAAGAAUUGGCUGGAAGAAGAAUGCAUUGCCUGGCUAAAGAGAUUCCUGGAGUAUGGCAAUGACACCCUCCAAAGAACAGAACCCCCACUGGUCAGAAUAAAUCGCAAAGAAACUCUUCCAGGGAUUACAACUCUCUUCUGCAAAGCUCAUGGCUUUUACCCCCCAGAAAUUUCCAUGGUCUGGAAGAAGAACGGAGAAGAAAUUGUCCAAGAAAUGGAUUCUGGAGACAUUCUUCCCAGUGGGGAUGGAACUUAUCAGACGUGGGUUUCAGUUGAGCUGGAUCCUCAGAGCAGUGACUUUUACUCCUGUCAUGUAGAGCACUGUGGCCUCCACAUGGUUCUUCAGGAAUCGGAAAGUAUCCCUUUGGUGAUGAAAGCUGUCUGUGGGUCCAUUGUUCUCGCCAUUGUCCUGGCUGGCGUUGCUCUUCUAGCUUGGAGAAGAAGGCCCCGAGAGCAAAAGGGAGUCAUCUACCUUCCUCCACUAGAUCGAUGACUGCAGAUCCUUCCUUUCCAGUCCUUUUUCCUCUAUGAACCGUGGUCUCUUCUGUCCCCCAUAGACUCAACACCAGUCCUCGAAGCUCUUGACCACACUUGCAACAUACAUGGGUAAUGCAGGAUUGAGCAUUUAUGGCAGAAAGAUCGGAGCCACAAAAUUUUCUUUGUCCUUUGACGCCAAAAAGACUGUCAGCUUUCAUGCUCUUUUGAUGGACUCCUUUAUCACAUGUGGCUUUAAAUACAGCUUGUCUCGUGCCACACACUUCCCUACAUCCCAUUUGUCAAUGAUGAUUUAUGAAUAGAUUAGAGAUUCUCAGAGCUGGAGGGAAUCUUCUCAUCUAGAGCAGAAAUGUCUUCUACAACACCUUUGACUUGAGCAUCCAGCCUCCACUUGAACGUGAAGGGCACUUCAAUAUAUCAAAUUAAUGAAACAGCCUUGCUCAUUUGUCUUCUUUCAUGAGAAUGUUUAUUGGGCAAGAGCUUUGAAUAUUGUGGGUGCCUACAGGUAGAGUUGGACCACCCCAUGGGAGCAGCCAGCAAGUUUCUGCAACGGCCUAUGAAUGACUUGAUUAUUUUACACAUUUUCUGGCCUGAGAGAAAGAAAAACUGCCCUGCUCUUCAUGGCAACCCCGCUUGGUAGCUUGGAAUCUUGGAAAUAUGCCUGGUUGGAUCUAUGGAGGUGGUCUCACCCUUUUUGUCUCUUGGGAAAUUAAGAACAAUAAUUAUCAGACAAUAUUAUCACCUCCAGUGGAACUACAGAGACCUGGACCCAGCUGCAAUGUUUUAAUGUAAGAAUAAUAGUAUGUUUAUGUCUCAGAA